AUGGGCUGGAUACACGAUACCAACACGCGCAUUGCGCAGAGCGCUGUCGGACGGUACUUCCGUCUUGAAGGGUCGGGACAUCCCAAAUCCCGUCCCAACUCGUUCUUCUUCACCGAAAUCCGCGCCGGUCUGGCAACCUUCUUCGCCAUGGCCUACAUCAUCUCCGUCAACGCAACCAUCGUCUCGGACACCGGCGGCACCUGCGUCUGCCCACCAUCCAGCCCCGACUUGUGCGAGACGAACCAGGACUACCAGCUUUGUCUCUCCGGGUUGAAGCGCGAUCUCACGACCGGCACGGCAGCUAUCUCAGCUCUGACGACGUUCUGCAUGGGUCUGUUCGCCAACAUGCCCAUCGCUCUGGCGCCUGGGAUGGGUCUGAAUGCCUACUUUGCGUACACCGUGGUUGGAUAUCAUGGAACAGGUCUCGUGCCGUACCGCGUUGCUGUCACGGCCGUGUUUGUCGAAGGAUUCGUCUUCGUCGGUCUCACGAUCCUUGGGCUGCGGCAGUGGUUGGCUCGCGCCAUCCCAGCAUCCAUCAAGCUCGCGACUGGUGUUGGUAUCGGUCUGUACCUGACCAUCAUCGGCCUGACAUACUCUGCCGGAAUUGGCGCCGUUGUUGGAGCAAACGCGACACCACUGGAACUCGCCGGCUGCAGUCCGCAGUUUCUCGAUGAAGAUGGACUCUGCCCUUCUGCGUACACGAUGCGCAGCCCGACGAUGUGGAUCGGAAUCUUCCUCGGUGGCAUCCUCACGGUCAUGCUCAUGAUGUUCCGCGUCAAGGGUGCGAUCAUUAUUGGGAUCCUCCUGGUCUCCAUCAUCUCCUGGCCUCGUCCAACGCCGGUCACGUACUUCCCCUACACACCGGUCGGGGACGACAUGUUCGAUUUCUUCAAGCAGGUCGUCACUUUCCAUCCGAUCCAGUCGAUCCUUGCGGUACAGGAGUGGAACGUCAGCGAGUACGGCGGCCAGUUUGGCCUUGCGUUCAUCACAUUCUUGUAUGUCGAUAUUCUCGACUGCACCGGUACCUUGUAUUCCAUGGCCCGCUUCGCCGGAGCGAUCGACGAGAGGACGCAAGACUUCGAGGGAUCUGCUGUCGCAUAUCUGGUAGACGCCUUCGGCAUCUCCAUCGGCUCGCUGUUUGGCGUCCCGCCAGUCACGGCCUUCAUCGAAUCCGGUGCCGGUAUCUCUGAAGGCGGCGCCACGGGUCUGACGUCCAUCGUCACCGGCCUGUGCUUCUUCAUCUCGGUCUUUUUCGCGCCGAUCUUCGCUUCGAUCCCGCCUUGGGCGACGGGCUGCACGCUUAUCAUCGUUGGCUCGCUCAUGGCCAAGUCGGCGAGAGACAUCAACUGGUCGUACAUGGGCGACGCCAUCCCAGCAUUCUUGACCAUCGCCAUCAUGCCGUUCACCUACAGCAUCGCGUACGGUCUGAUUGCGGGCAUCAUGUCGUACAUCAUCCUCAACACCACCGUCUGGGCUAUCGAGAAGGCUUCGGGAGGGAGGAUCAAGCCGAAGGAUAAGGAGUUGAAAGAGCCGUGGACUUACAAGUUGGAAGGCGGGAUAUUGCCUCCGUGGGUGACGCGAGCGGCGAAGGGGAAGAAGGACUUUUGGAGGCCGUAUGAUGACGAGGAGCACCAUAACGGUGUGGUCCCGGCGGACAGGAGCUCGGAGGAGAUGGACGAGCAGAAGGUUGUGCCGAAGAGUGCUCAGAAUUGA
Molecule: messenger RNA, 1713 nt
Organism: Saxophila tyrrhenica
Lineage: Eukaryota; Fungi; Ascomycota; Dothideomycetes; Mycosphaerellales; Extremaceae
Exons: 2
Coding region: 1-1713 (570 amino acids)
Biological process (GO): guanine transport; adenine transport; transmembrane transport
Cellular component (GO): plasma membrane
Molecular function (GO): purine nucleobase transmembrane transporter activity
Source: RefSeq, a predicted model, not a curated record